Messenger RNA from Phlebotomus papatasi, 5403 nucleotides. RefSeq names its product cytokine receptor (gene dome). The transcript has 11 exons. The record is from RefSeq and is a predicted model, not a curated record. NCBI's taxonomy places the organism in Eukaryota, Metazoa, Arthropoda, Insecta, Diptera, Psychodidae. Gene Ontology annotation, molecular function: protein binding. Bases 664 to 4101 code for a protein of 1145 amino acids.
GAACUUUAGACGCGAUUUCCACGAAAAGUCAAUUGCAAUGGAGUCUCUGGCGAUCAGUGUUUUCUUCUCUCCAAAAUCUCAGUAAAAUGUGAAGAAUCCUCGUGGAAGAGUGCAAACAUUCACCCAAGUCCACAGUGGCUGUAGGUGCAAGUGUGAAAUUGGUGAAAAAUUUACGGAAAACCCCAAAAAAGUGUAUUUAAAGUGACUAAAGAAAAAUCUACGUCGCCUUGCCUCAAUUCCAGGAAUUCCGAUUUAAACACAGAGAAAAACACUUGUGUUGCGCAGACUUUCUUCUUUUUGUGCUCUCUCUCUCACUCUUCUCCUUUUUCUUGGUAUUUCGUGAAUUUCUCGUGAAUAAUUAGCAGAUGCACUGCGUGUAUGGCACUAGAAGGCUUAGCUCAACCCCCAGAAUGGGGCUUUACGGUAGCAUAAGUGAUUGUUUGGUACCAAAACAUCAGUUGUAGUUUCCUGGACGGUGCCUCCAGUCAGGUGCAUUGAAAGUUCUGUGAACUUUUUUUUUCUGUGAUGCGUGAAUUUGCCAGUGAUUUUGGAAGUUAAUUUUCCAUGAUAUAUACUGGCCUCUCCGGGGAGCAGCAAGAAGUGAUUGAGAAUAAGACUAUUGCAACUAGAAAAUCAAUAACUCUCUCAGAUUAAUCAUUGACAAUGGGAAGGCAUUACUGGAAUCCCAAAAAAAUCAUCAGAUUACAAAUGUGGCUCAUCAUUUUUUGGACUUUUUUCAUCACAACUGUAUCUUCGAGUGAAAAACUUGGAGAUGUACUUCCGAGUUCUGCCGAUAUUGAAGUUGGAGGAGAACUUAGUUUGGAUUGUAGUAUUAAUUGGAAAGUAGCCAGCAACCUCAGUCAACCCUAUACUGAAAAAGACUUAGACUUUUUAAUUUUUGCGGAAGACGGCAAUGAAAUUAACCGAAAGUACAUCACGAUUCUCAACGAUUCAGCAAUUAAUCUGUAUAUUCCGAAAAUAAGUGGACCGACUGGUAGGAAGUGGUAUGUCUGUGGAAUCAAAAAGUACAAGGAAAAGAAUAUUUUCACUGGCAUUAGCUACUCUACUGUCAAUGUGGGCUACAAACCACAGGAUUUAACUAAUUUUCGAUGCAUAUCGUACAAUUGGGAAAAAUUGAAUUGCACUUUUGACAAGAAAGUCAACUAUGUGUAUACAAAUUAUACAUUGUCUUACUUUGGAGGAGCAUCUCGUAGGGUAAAUAUACAAACGAUCAACCCUAAUGAUAACAAAACAUCAUAUACAUUUGAAGUGGAGAAAUAUUUGUCGUCAUAUGAUAAUUAUAUCUUUGAAAUCGCAAUGGAAAAUAGUUUGGGAACUAAUUUACAAAAAUUCGAAGUGUCCACUUAUAAUAGUGUUAAACCAAAUCCACCGUUGAAGAUGAAUGUGACAAUGAGAGAAUCUACAAGGGUGACUCUAGCGUGGGAGCUCCAUUAUAUUUUGCAUGUAUUUGAGAGGGGUUUCAUCCAUGAAGGGGAAUACACAAGAGCUGGGGGUAGAUGGAGUACGUCGGAUAUUAAAUGGCAAUCACUGGAUAUGACUAAGUUGAUGAAUACUUCAUUCUCCAACUAUUCUCUAAGAAUUGAUGGACUUUAUGCUCAUAUGUGGUAUGAUGUUCGGAUUCGUGUAAGAGUACCUGGAGCUACUCGUGAGGAAUUGUGGUCAAAUUAUACGAGCUUCCAGUUCCAGACACAUGCUAAAAUUCCAGAUCGUCCACCCCGUGUGGAUAUUGGUAGUUUCUAUGUGAAUGAUCACAAUGAUGUAGUGCUGUAUUGGGAACAAUUGCCACUUGAGGAUCAGAAUGGCAAUAAUUCGCACUACGUGGUAAAGGAUGUACCAGAUGUCAGAGGAAAAAAUCGCAGUGUUAUCAAACCCACUGAGAUUAAUACAAUUAUGGCGAGAUAUGUGAAUUUACCCAAUGCUGACUUUAUCUUCACAAUUCACAGUGCAAAUUCUGAAGGGGAAUCAAUCAGGGGUAGCACUAUCUAUGUUCCAGCUAAGGAAAAACGUUUUCCUCUGCCCACGGAACUUAAAAAGUUUAGCAUCAAUGGAAAGUACAAGCUUACCUGGGCACCACCGAAAGAACGCCAAGAUGAACUCGUGAGUUAUACGGUGUUCUGGUGUGAAUCCAAGACGAAUCCCAAUGAAUGUGACGGUCCAAUGUCUUUUGAAACAGUUGAUGCAUCAGUCCAUGAGUAUGAAUUGGAUUACAGCAAAGCUGUAAACAUGGCACUUUCAGCAAACUCACGCUAUUCCAGCUCCGGAUUACUCUGGUCAAUGUGCACAGCAUCCAAAAGUGACGGUAUUGGCAAACUCAACAUGGUAUGGGUGUCAAAAAUGGAUGCCACCUAUAUGGAAAUUCAGUGGAGACUAGAAUGUUCGGAUGCUCCAAUUGUUCAGGGCUAUCAAUUGACUUAUUGUCCGAUAACUGCUCCAAAGAAUUCUACGUGUAAACCUAAUUCGGAAGUUGUAAAGAAUAUCACGGGAACAACGCAGUAUAACAUCACAGGAUUGACACCCUAUACGACGUACAUGACAACAAUUGCUAUGUUCUCGAAAACGAGAAUGGGAAGUCCUAGUGUACCACUCGUUAACACGACAUUCGAAGCACCUCCAACUCCACCGAGAAAUUUGAGAAUUGUAUCAGUGACAAAUACAUCAGUGACUAUAAGUUGGGAUCGGUCAGAGAGGGCAAAUGGUGUUCUCAAUCGUUAUACUGUUUGGUGCAAUAGCUCCAACUUUCCAGUAUACAACAAUUUGAAUGAGAAUGAAACAUUCUACUAUAAAAUAGAAAAUCUCCAGGCGCACAGCUACUAUGAGAUUAUCGUUGUGGCUUGGACAACAAGUUCGUCCAAUAAGAGUGAAAUUAUUCACGUUCAAACGGAAAUGGGAGUACCGGAUCAGAUAACUUCACCGCAAAAUUACAAAUAUGAUGAUUAUGUUCUGCUAUCGUGGGAUCCACCUAGACAUCCUGGAGGUAAUCUCGAUUACUAUGAAGUUUAUGCGAAGGUUACUGAAGGAAAGAGGGGAGCUGUUGGUUUCUCCAAGAAGCUCAAUACGACAAAAUGUUGGGUGAAUCGGUCAUGUCCAAAAUCUUGGACUGAGAUUGAUUUGCAGGUGCGAGCUGUGAAUGUAGUCAGGAGUCCAAUUCCCCAGGGCAAGGAUUCAAAUAUCACUGAAUACUCUGAGAGUGAAUAUAUUUUGCUUGAUACCAUUGAUACGGGGGCAGUACCCUUGGAUAUUCGAGAAUAUCCUUCGUGCUUGGGUAGAACUGAUAGUCACUUGGAGAAAUGGCUGAAGGCAGAUCGGCAUCCAACUUAUCUCAGUGGUGAUUACACGUCAAUCUUCUACUAUGCAUGUGGAUUGAGUCAAAGCAGUCCCUUGAUAUACAUUUUCAUAAUUUUUGUGGGACUCGUGGGAAUGGCGGUGCUCACGAUGAUUUUAUACAGGAAAUGCAAGACAAUGAGUGACAUUAAGGUGGUCCUACCGGAUGCUCUCAAUGACAUCAAUAAGGAUUCAAAGUGUCCGAAAAUUGGUGAAAUUAUUGAGAGUGGAGUUUUGAGAAAUGUUCAGAUUCACCAUCGUGGUGAGACAAGGGUGCAACAGGAUGAGCAGGAAAGGAGUCUUUUACGAAAUCAUAUGGAGUCCAGCAGUAGCAGUACCACCAGUAGUACUGCAAAUGUGGACAAUCAGAGUCAGUGUGAAUCUCACGAUGGACCUCCGGAGGAGCUUGAUUCCAUGGAGGAGCAGAACCAUCAUAUUGAAAUGGAAGAGAGUGACAAGCAUUCAAUUGAAUCUCAGCAAGAAGAGAUGCCCAAUGAGGUGUCUUUUGAUAGUCUUCAGCCCCAGAAAGUUGAGGAUAAGAAAAUUUGUCCGACAACUGAGCCACAGACACAUCAAGUGGCUCUAUGUCCGGGAGUUAAUCAAUACGUCCAUUUUGCGAGGCCGUCGCAAGGAUAUACACAAUUGGCGUCCCUGAAAGCGCCCAUAAAGACACCAAUGGUGCAAGAGACUGAUGAAACUGGAAUUUCAGGAUAUGUAACAAGAAAACAACUUGCCGAUUUCGGUCAACAACGCAUGUAAAGUGAAUUUGUUUUUAUUAUUAUUAUUUUUUUUCGAAAAAGAGAUUCAAAGUGUAAUUCCACAUUGAAAUAUUUGACAAAUUAGAAAUUGUACGAAAGAAAUAUCUUGUGGAUUUGUACUUUUUUUUUGAUAAUAUUUUAGAGUAUAUAAUAUUUUUUAACUUAUAUAUUUUUCAGAGGUAAAAAAUAUUUAGAAGAAAUGAAAUUUUGAAGGGUGAGAAUUUUUUAUUUUAGGAACAAUUAAAAUAUAAAUGUGAAUUAUUUUAAAAGAGAGAUUAUUGAGAGAAUGAAAAAGAAUCUCGUUCAAAAGUAUAGAAAAUAUUAUAUUAUGAGAGACGAGAAAAGUAAAAUGGUAUUUGUAAAGCUACUAAAAUUUAAGUGAUAAAUGUGAAGGAUAAUUUUCUAUAUGUAAUUAAUUUGGCCUUAUUGUAGUGUAAUUUUAGCACUAAAAUCACAAUGAAAGGAUAUCAUCUGUAUUUUUCAACAGAUCACAUUUGUAGGUAUAAUAUAUUGUAGAGUUAAAUGAUGACAAAGCAGGAAGAAAAGGUGUAUUUUUUGAUAAAGAAAAAAAGGAAACAUUCAUGAAGUGCAACGAAAGGAUUUAUUUUCCUUUGAUUUAAUUCUUUUUUUUCCUAUGAAACGAAUUGUUAAAUAGAUAAAAUAAUUGAAAUUGAAUGUUAAAUGUUUGGCUAAAAUAUUGAAUUAGAUAAUGAUGGAAAUGAAAAAAAAAAACAAAAGAAAUUAAAUGUUAUAAUCUGUUUUAGGAGAAUUAAUGUUGGGAAAAAAACGAUUUUUUUCCAGAAAUUGAGAUAGAAAUUCUUUGUAAUUAGAAAAAAAAAGAUGAAUGUUUUAUUUUUAAAAAUGCAAGAAGGAAGAAAAAAUGGGAUUACUGGGAAUGGUAAAUUAUCGAGCUUGAAAAAUUCAUAUUUAGCGUGAUUUUUUCAUGUUUUUUGCACAAUCACAUUCUUCACCAAGAAAAUAUACUUUCUCGAAAAAAGAAACUUCAUUUUUCUGUGCCAUGCAAAUCUUUCAUUUUCUGCUAGCAACUUCAUACAAUUACACUGAAAUUUAUUUUCAUUCUGCAAGAAAAAAUCUAUUGUGAAAGGCAGAAGAUUAAAAUAAAUUUUUAGCAAAAGAGCGUCCAUGACGAUUCUUUCAUUUUGUGUACUUGAAACUAAUACUAAAGAUUCGUGUAAUAAUCUAUUUUAGAAUAUAAACUUCUCUUUUCUUUUUCAAAGUAUUGUCUUUUAUAGAUGUUUUCUUCUCUGUCAAUUAAAUAUUUCACUGAAAAAAAAUAACGAAA